AUGGGAGACAGAGUCAUUAUCGGAGACAGACUUACCUGGAACGACUUUGUAAAACUUGCCGAGGAAGUAACAGGCGAGAAGUUCGAGGUGGUUUACGACUCGGUGGAGCUAUUGAAAUCCGGCAGGAUCACGGAGUUGCCAAGCCACGUCCACGUCUAUGAGUACUACCCGAAGGAGGCACUGCAGGGAAUGCUCGCGCAGUUUGGUCUCUUGUUUGACCAGGGCGUUCUAGACUUCCGACCAAAGCGAUCUCUUAACGACAUAUUCCCCGAUAUCAAGCCCAAUCCGGCUUGGACCAACUCGCCAGAAUCGAAUGGACGGGGGGUCAAGGAUGCCCGAAAAGACAUCACGCGCUUGCGGAACGAGGUUACUCGCCUUGAGGGUGUCUUAACCAGCAUUGCAGAUCUUGCGGAUGCCGAUGACUCUGCCAAGCUAUCCGUCCUGCAGGCCCUGGUCAAGCCCGGUGGCGCUCUCUCACAAUGCCAAGACACUUUAGCAGGUUUACUUGAGAAGUUGCAGCGUGGUCAUGAUACGGAAGGUAUGAAACGAUUAGGAUGGCGCGCCUUGACAUGGCCACUCAAAAGCAAGGACGUCGACAAGGUCAUCGCGGAAAUCGAGAAGCACAAGUCGCUAUUUACCUUGGCACUUACUGCUGACGCUGCGACUUUGAAUAUGAUGCUGAGCAAGUCCUUGGAUGGAGUGGCCGAGAACCUUAGCGCCACCCAACUUGAUGUUCAGGCCACCAAGGAAGGCGUGAUAGCGACUCUUAAGGUCGUCAAUGCAAUGCAAGAGGAUGCAGACGAAGAGAAGAGGAAACAGAUGAUCCGAAAUGUGACAACGUGGCUGACAUAUACUGACCCUACUACUAGCCACCAGGCUGCCAACAGAAAGCGGCAAUCUGGUACAGGGCAGUGGUUAAUCAACGGUGUCAAAUUCAGAGAAUGGAAAAGGAGUCGUGGGUCGUUCAUGUGGCUUAAGGGUAUCCCCGGGUGCGGAAAGACAAUACUAGCAUCUACUGUCAUCGAGAACCUUAAAGGAGACUGCGAAAAUAAGGAUCUCAGGCGUGCCUUGGCCUAUUUCUACUUUGAGUUCAACAACACGAACAAGCAGUCUCCUCAUAAGUGUCUUUCGUCCCUGGUUUCUCAGCUAUGUAGCGGAACUGAAGAGAUCCCAACUCAGCUUGAAGAUCUCUACGAGAGAUGUGGGAGGGGCCGAAGCCCUCCAUCAGUACACGAUCUAAUUUCAAUCAUUGAUGCAUAUACGGCGCUCAGGAGCAUCAACGACACAUACAUCGUCCUUGACGCCUUGGAUGAAUGCCCCACGACAGGUCCUGAGGAUCAACGUGCCGAACUACUAGAUGCAAUAAAGGCCAUCCGGAGCAUCUUCCAUUCGAAUUUACACCUCCUGGUUACCAGUCGGGAAGAAAUCGAUAUUAAGAAAUCUAUCACGCCACUUCUAACCGUUCCAGCCUUAUCAAUACAAGAUUCCGGGGUUAUGGCUGACAUCAAAGAAUACGUCAAAAGUCAGCUCACGUCCGACCCGAAGUUAAAUAGCUGGUCGGAGGAUAUCAAAUCCGAAGCAGAGCGUGUCCUCGCCGAAGGGGCAUGUGGCAUGUUCAGAUGGGUAUUUUGCCAACUCGAUGCAUUGAAGAAAUGCAAAAAAAGGUCCUCGAUCCUGCUGGCCCUGAAGCAACUCCCAAGAACUUUGGAUGAAACUUAUGAACGUAUGCUGCUAGCUAUUGACGAGAUAUACAAGGCUGAAGCCAGACGAGCCCUUCUGUGGCUGGCUUUUUCGGAGCGGCCCUUGAGCGCUGAGGAGGUUGCUGAGGCUGCCUGCAUCGAUCCAGAUGCUGACCCGGCAUUCGAUAAGAACGACCGCUUCCAGGACCCUCGGAACAAUAUCCUCGAGAUCUUAGGCAGCCUAGUCAGUCUUGUGCCCGGGGACAAGAUCAGGCUGGCUCACUUUUCCGUGAAGGAGUAUCUUCUCUCGAUUCCACUACGCGCCAGCAAAUCGGCCGACUUUGGGGUUUCUGAAAUGAAUGCCCACCUUCUGUGUACUCAAAGUUGCCUUGCCUAUGUUCUCCAGGAAGGAGAGGGGCCGUUGAGCAUUUGCGAGUUACCAUUCAUUGCAUAUGCCUGCAUGUAUUGGCCCCAUCACGCGCAGCACCUUAUGGAAGAUGAUGGAAUUAUGCCACUGGCCAAUAUCUUGUACCACUCACAUGCCAUCUAUGAGAAUUGGCAGAGUAUGCUUGCGUCAAAGUCACCUCUUCCAGGGAUUGAAACAGGCGGACCACAACAGAAAAGUCUGUCCCCUUUGUGUCACGCCUCAGCUAUGGGAUUUACCUCAAUCGUGGAGGGGCUGGUCAAACAACUAGAAGCCACUAGUGUUGCGGAAGACAAGGGCUCGAGGUGGACAGCUCUGCAAGUUGCUUCAAUGUGUGGGAGAAGGAGAAUUGUUGAGACGAUCUUGCGACAUACAAAGCGAAGCACCAUCGUCAAUGCUAUCAGCCCUGAGGGAACCACUGCCCUGCACCUUGCAUCAUCGAGAGGAUUCGCGGACGUGGUGUCGAUGCUUUUGAGACAUGGCGCGUCAGCUGAAAUUGAGGAUCCGAGAGGACGAGCGGCCAUUGCACUGGCGGCGGCUUCAGGUCACCUGAGUAUUGUCCAGCUACUAUUGGAGAACGAUGAUGCCGCCUCCGACUUAUCCCAGAAGCACAAAGGGGCUGCAUUGUUCUCCGCGAUAGAAGCCGACUACAUCUCGAUCAUUGAGAUACUGCUUAAUUACGGAGCAAACACAAAUAUGACCAAUUCGGAUAAGCUAAGUCCCCUCUCCUUGGCUGUCGUUAACGGACGAACUCAAGCCGCCCGCUCACUUAUAAAGCACGGCGCAGAUCCGAACUAUGCAGAUCCGCUGAAGAGCACCCCACUGCAUCGUGCUGUUCAGAAGGGACAUGAUGUGGUAGUGGAACUGCUCAUCCAGCACGAGGCUGACCCCACACGCCGUGACUGUGAUGGCAAGACCCCGUUCCACUAUGCGUGCGCCAGGGGGAGCCCGUUCAUGGUGAAGAAGUUUCUGCAAACAGACAUCGACGUCUCGUUGUUGGAUGCUUGGGGCAAAAUGCCUAUUCACUACGCAGCCUGGGGGUGGAGCGCUGAGGCGAUGCAGAUUCUUCUAGAUAAUGGAGCGGAAUUAGAAGCCAGGACACCUCGAGGCGAAACGCCUCUUCAGUUGGCUGCUCAACGAGGAGGCCAUAAUGUAGUGGAAUGUUUAUUGAAGAAUGGUGCCGACAUCACGACUUGUAACAAGAAUGGGAGGACUUCUCUGCACUUUGCUGCCAUACGUGGCAAUCGGCUAGUCUUGCAGGUUCUUCUAAGGCAUGGUGCGGAUCCGCGCGUAAGAGAUAACCGCGGAUUAACACCGAUACAGGCCUAUGACGAGUAUGAGGCGGGCCCUCCAGGACAAAUUAGUAUUAGAAGGAUAGCAUAA
Molecule: messenger RNA, 3486 nt
Organism: Scedosporium apiospermum
Lineage: Eukaryota; Fungi; Ascomycota; Sordariomycetes; Microascales; Microascaceae
Exons: 8
Coding region: 1-3486 (1161 amino acids)
Molecular function (GO): protein binding
Source: RefSeq, a predicted model, not a curated record